Messenger RNA from Platichthys flesus (European flounder), 4776 nucleotides. It is a transcript of the gene arhgap42b, whose product is annotated as rho GTPase-activating protein 42. Gene Ontology annotation, cellular component: cytoplasm. NCBI's taxonomy places the organism in Eukaryota, Metazoa, Chordata, Actinopteri, Pleuronectiformes, Pleuronectidae. The record is from RefSeq and is a predicted model, not a curated record. Gene Ontology annotation, biological process: signal transduction. Gene Ontology annotation, molecular function: protein binding; GTPase activator activity.
UUAGAAGAAGUUGGAGACGGUUGAAUCACAUCGGAGCCGAGCGGGAUGAGAAGUCACAUCUCUAGUAACCUCAGAGUUUGAAGAGUGUGUGUGUGUGCGUGUGACUCUGUGUGUGUCUGUGUGUGUGUGUGUGUGCGCGCGUGCGUUAGGAUGGGACUCCCCACUCUGGAGUUCAGUGACUCCUUCGUGGACAGUCCGGACUUCAGGGAGCGACUCAAGUGUCAUGAGAUCGAGCUGGAGCGGACCAACAAGUUCAUCAAGGACCUGAUCAAGGAUGGAAACAUGCUCAUCACCGCGCUCAAGAAUCUUUCUGUUGCCGUCCAGAAGUUCUCCCAGUCCCUGCAGGAGUUCCAGUUCGAGUGCAUUGGUGAUGCAGAGACAGACGACGAGGUGAACAUCGCACAGUCAUUCAAAGAGUUCUCGCAGCUGCUGAACACUGUUGAAGAAGAAAGACGACGCCUGAUUCAGAAUGCAGAUGAUGUUUUGAUUACGCCGCUGGAAAAAUUUCGGAAGGAGCAAAUUGGCGCAGCGAAGGAGGGGAAAAAGAAAUUCGAUAAGGAAACGGAGAAAUACUAUUCCACCCUGGAGAGGCACCUGGGCCUGUCGUCCAAGAAGAAGGAGGCGUAUCUGAACGAGGCCGACGCACAGAUCGACAAGGAGAGGCAACUCUUCUACGACGCGUCGCUCGAGUACGUCUUCAAAAUACAGGAAGUGCAGGAGAAGAAGAAGUUUGAGUUCGUGGAGCCGCUCCUGGCCUUUCUUCAGGGUCUGUUCACGUUCUACCACGAAGGAUACGAGCUGGCUCACGAGUUCGAGCCCUACAAGCAGCAGCUCCAGUUCAACCUGCAGAACACACGAAACAACUUUGUGAGCACCAAGCAGGAAGUGGAGAAGCUGAUGAAGAGGAUAAGGACCGCGGACCAGGACUACAAACCCCUGGGCCAGUGGGCGAUGGAGGGCUUCCUGUACGUCCAGGAGAAACGUCCUCUGGGAUGCACGUGGAACGGCCUCGUCCUGAGCCAGCCGGAGAUGUUCAAGCUCCGAUCCUGCAUCCGAAGGAAAACCGACUCCAUCGACAAGCGAUUCUGCUUCGACAUCGAAGUGGUGGAGAGAAAUGACAUCUGUCGUGGAACUCUUUUCAGACCGCUUCAGUUUUUCUAUAAAGUCCGGCAUGGCGUCAUGACCCUGCAGGCACCGUCAGAGGCCAACCGGAGAUCCUGGCUGGAGGCCAUGGAUGGCAAAGAGCCGAUUUACAACCUGCCGGCCAUUCUGAGCAAAAGAGAAGAGACGUUUCUUAACGAGGCGGGAUUUAACUUUGUGCGGAGAUGCAUUGACCUGGUGGAGACGAGAGGCAUAAACACACUGGGGCUGUACAGAAUCGGAGGGGUCAACUCCAAAGUCCAGAGGCUGAUGACUACAGUCUUUUCCUCCAAGGCACCUGCGGAUAUGGACCUGGACCCGGAGACGUGGGACAACAAAACCAUCACCAGCGGCCUGAAGAACUACCUCAGGUGUCUCUCCGAGCCGCUGAUGACCUUCAGGCUCCACAAGGACUUCCUCCUGGCUGUCAAGUCAGACGAUCAGAACUACCGGGUGUGUGCCGUCCACGCCCUGGUGCACAAGCUGCCCGAGAGGAACAAAGAGAUGCUGGAGCUGCUGUUGAAACAUCUCGUCACUGUUUCCACACAAAACCAGUGCAACCUGAUGACAGUGUCCAACCUGGGGGUCAUCUUCGGCCCCACCCUGAUGCGCUCACAGGAGGAGACUGUGGCCGCCAUGAUGAACAUCAAGUUCCAGAACAUCGUGGUGGAAAUACUCAUUGAGAACUUCAACAAAAUCUUCCACCAGCCUCCGGACCCCAACGUGCCCCUGCCCCAGCCACAGAGCCGGCCGGGCUCUCGCCGGAGCCGGGCCAUCUGCCUGACGACGGGGCCCCGGAAGCCCCGCAGCCUCUACACCCCGACACUUUGUCUGGCAGACGCAGAAAGUGACACUCUGAGCAGCAGUCCGGGCAGCACCCCCAUGGGCAGCAUGGAGUCCCUGUCCUCCCACUCCUCUGAGCAGAACGCCUCCUCCAAAACCGCCUCCUCCGCCCAGGUGAAGGAGAAGUCGCAGCCUGACCUCCGCCGGACGCCGUCGACGCUCUCCAUCGGCCCCAGGAGCGCCGCGGGGGUCAGCAGCCCCGAGUCCAGCUCCAGGGAGGACGCGGGGCGCACGGACGGGGAGUCGGAGGACGCCCUCAGCCUGUCCUCGGUCGGCACCGCGCCCUGGCUGUCUCCCGCACCCAAAAAGGCCCCACACGUCCGCACCGACCUGCGGCCGCCACUGCUGCCGAGCCGCUCGCCUGCUCCCUCCCUGAAAUCACUGCAUAUAACUGAAGGCCACAGGAGCUGCUCCGGAUCCGUCCAGAGUCUGUCAGCGCCGGAGCCCAGGGAGAGCCUGAAGCCUGCGGGGCACCCGGACCUGCCCCCCAAACAAGUCCUCCGCCGCCGGCUGGACACCUCCGUGGGCAACGGAUACCAACGACCUGGCUCAGUGGUUGCUGCAAGAGCACUGCUGUUUGAAAACAUCCCGUCCCAGUCAGUUCCAGUCGGAAGAGACGCCAAGGCGAUGUACUCCUGUGAGGCAGAGCACAGCCAUGAGCUCAGCUUCCCCCAGGGGGCGCACUUCACAAACGUUUAUCCCUCUGUUGAACCAGGCUGGCUCCAAGCAACAUACGAGGGGAGAACCGGUUUAAUCCCCGAGAAUUAUGUUGUCUUCCUCUAACAGGUGGUGAACGCUGCAUCUCUUUCCUGGUAUCCAUGGAAGAAAAAAAAAGAAAUACAAGAUGUGGUUGUUUGCUGCUCAUUAUCGUGUCGAGUUGCCAAUUAUCACUGGCAACCAACAUUUCUGCAUUUUAUGUAUUCUUCAAGUAGAGCAGUAAUUGUUUUAACAUGUGUGUGUGUGUGUGUGUGUCUUUGUUCAAGAGUGUGGUGUUUCAGUUUGAGGACAGGAUUUUUUGUUUUAUUUCACAUUUAGAUUGUGUAACUCUUGCACUCAAAUACAGCCGCUUGUGCUCAAACUGGGAUAUUUAAGAGUUAGGUAAAGAUAGUUGCUCUUCCCCUCGUGCUCGCGCUGCUUCUCAAAUGUCUGCUCUCGGAUUUCUCCUCAGUUUUUCUUUGUGCAACAAAUCCGUCAAAAAUUCUCCCAACCAAUAGAACUCAAGGUGCAGUUGCCUCGCUGGUACUGUUUGCAAAAAAACACACAGACGGUAACAAGAAGCAGCACGGCGUCUAUUGUGUUCUCAAAGCUGCUGUCAACAGUGUUCCCGUCACUAGUUAGUGAUCGGGAACACUGUGUGCAUGAAGUAACCACCCGAACGUACAAGACUCUAACAGAAGUAAAGCUAUAACACCCACAACGAGGGCGGGACAAUUGUGUUCUUUCCAUGAGCUGAAGCUGAAGUGCAGGGGCGAGCUGACCUGAGGUAGAAAAUAUCUGCACAUUUGAGCACAAGCGGGGCUGUUUGAGUGCAAGCUCAGUGUUUUGAUUGAAAUCAUUGCAAAAUCCGACCUUGACAUCAGUGAGUUCGGCUCUCGAACUGAAACACAACUUUGUAUUAACGGUCCUCAAAGUUCAAAGUUCAAAGUGUACCUCCAUUUUCUAUAACGCCUCCAUUGUGUGUUAAAUGCUAAGAAAAAAAAUGGAUGUAAAUGUUUGUAUAUGAAAUGAACCGUCGACUGCACUGAUGUUUUUUUUUUUUAUAGUCCCAGUUUUUAACCUUUAAAGAUUCACAAAAACAAUCACAACAUCAAUUUCACACGUUUUAUUCUCAGAAAUAUGUAAUAAUAAUAUAUCUUCAAACUUCCCAGUAAUAUCACCAUAAACUUUCAGCAAGAGCUUCAUGAAAAUCUGCACAGGCUCAUAAACAUUCGUCUGUAUUAACUGUAAUUCAACAAACUGUGAUUUUUUUAAAGUAAGGAUAUUAAUCUAGUCUAUGAGUAAAAACGAUAAUGGGGGGGGGGGGGUUUGCACCUUAACUCUCUUGUUUAUGGCCUGUGAUGGAUGUUUGACCACUGAACCUGCUCACUGCUGCCGUGCACUUUCUGGUUAGCUACACAGCACUGUACUGUACAUUGAAGCUCAUACGUUAACCUGUAGUCGCUAAUCAAACGAUAUUUACCUUCUGUAGCUGUUUAUUCAUAUAAAUUAUCACGUCAAAUAUAAAAAAAAAGUGUUUUUAUAACAUCACGAAUGCUUCUUUCAUGAGGUGGAACCUUCAGCUCAUGCUGAUGCUUGUUGUGGUACUUUUUACUCGCUAGUACACUGGUGUACUAGCAAUGACAAUGUAUUCGAUUGUGUAUCCAUAUUUAAUUUUUCUGCCACUGUCGAAACCUUUCCAAAGUAGAAAGUUAUCUAAAAAGUUAAAAAUAACAACAAUAAAUCCUUUUACUUCUUCAUUUACAAACUGUUGCUCCAAAAAUAAACUUCCUCUGGAGGCCAUAAAUGUAUUUCUGAAGUUAUUUGAGAAUCUCACACUUGCCAAGAUCCUGGUGUUCUUUUCUAUUUGCACCUUUUAAGAAAGCAAAGUGACCUUUAAGGGUCACGAGGGAACGACACUCCCCGACCGUCUGAGUUCAGACCACGAAAAUGACGUCAGUUUCCUGUCUAAGUAAUCACCUGGCAUCUUUGUUUUGAUUUCUUUUCUAUACUGGCAGGCUUGUUCCCCUUGGAAUCAUCCACUGUGUCUUCACGGUGCAUGAACAUGUCUAUAAAUAAAUAGCGUGAUUCAUUACA